GUGUUUUUGAAAAAAAAAAUUCACAGUUUAGAUGUGAGAAAGGACAUGAGGAGACCAAAGACCUGGGAUUUUGCUGAUCAGAAUGAAACAAAUGUUGAAAGACUUUUCAAAUCUAUUGUUGGUGGUGCUCUGUGACUGUGUUCUUGGAGAAGCUGAAUAUCUCCUCUUGGGAGAGCCAGGACAUGUAGCGCUAAGCAACACCACAGUGUCUGUGGAUUUCCAGUAUUUUGAUGGUGCUAAUGGGACCCUGAGGAAUGUAUCUGUGCUGUUGCUGGAGGCUAACACCAAUCAGACUGUGACCACCAAAUACCUCCUGACCAACCAGUCCCAGGGGACACUCGAGUUUGAAUGCUUCUACUUCAAGGAGGCUGGCGACUACUGGUUCACAAUGACUCAGGGAGUGACAGACAGCAGCACUCCAGUACCCUGGUGGGAGAAAAGUGCCUUUCUGAAGGUGGAAUGGCCCGUCUUUCAGGUUGAUCUGAAUAGGACAUCCAAAGCAGCAGAAGGCACCUUCCAGGUGGGCCUUUUCACCAGUCAACCACUAUGCCUGUUCCCUGUGGACAAGCCUGAUAUCUUGGUGGAUGUCAUCUUCACCAACAGUCUUCCUGAGGCAAGAACAAGUCAGGAACAACCACUGGAGAAAAAAACCAGCAAGAGGACAGAACUCUCUCAAGGUCAGUGGGUUGAGUUUGGCUGUGAACCUGUGGGGCCAGAAGCCUAUGUCACUGUGGUGCUGAAGUUGUUUGGCCGAGACUCAGUCAUUACCUCCAUAGGACCGAUUGACCUGGCCCAGAAAUUUGGAUACAAAUUGGUGAUGGUGCCAGAACUCACAUGUGCGUCCCGGGUGGAGGUGAUGGUGCUGCCCCCACCAUGCAUCUUCGUCCAAGGAGUGAUUGCUGUCUUCAAGGAGGCCCCCAGACGUCCUGGGGAAAAGACCAUUCGCCUGGCUGAAAACAGACUGACUUCGGGACAGAGGAGAACAGUGUUCAAUUGCACGUUGUUCGACAUGGGGAGGAAUAAAUACUGCUUUGACUUGGGCAUUUCAAGCAGAAGCCAGUUUUCCACAACGGAGAAGGAGUGCAUGCUAAUUCAGAGAAAUAUAGAAACUUGGGGACUGUGGCAGCCGUGGAGCCAGUGUAGUGCCACGUGUGGGGAUGGUGUCAGAGAGCGUCGCCGCCUGUGCCUGACUUCCUUCCCCUCCAGACCUGGCUGCCCUGGAAUGUCCUCGGAGACCUCCCGGUGUUCCCUGGAGGAGUGUGCUGCUUUCCAGCCAUCUAGUCCAUCUCCUCUUCAGCCCCAGGGUCCAGUGAAGUCCAACAACAUUGUGACGAUCACUGGGAUAUCCCUGUGCUUGUUCAUCAUCGUUGCCACCAUCCUCAUCACGCUGUGGAGGAAGUUUGGCCGUCCCCCGAAGUGUGGCACCCCCGCCCGACACAACUCCAUCCACUCCCCAAGCUUCCGGAAGAACUCGGACGAGGAGAACAUCUGUGAGCUGAGCGAGCAGCGUGGGAGCUUCUCGGAUGCAGGUGACGGGCCCUCGGGGAGCCCGGGGGACAUGGGCAUCCCCCUGACCUACAGGCAGAGUGUGCCAGUGACUCCUGAGGACGAGGCCUCUGGUAGUGAGAGCUUCCAAUCCAACGCUCAGAAGAUUCCCCCUCUAUUUAGCUACCGGCUUGCCCAGCAGCAGUAGGAGAUGAAGAAGAAAGACAUGACGAGACCAACAAACGGUGAGAUGGUGUCUCAGAGUCCCCUGACAGACACCGCCAUCGAUGCUGCCACGUUGCCCUCAGACCUGCCCUUAGACCCAGAGAGCCCAGAAGACGCUGCAGCAAACAAGUUCCGGAUCAAAUCCCCCUUUCUGGAGCAGCCUGCAGUGGGCGCCGGGGAGAGGCCUCCCUCCCGGCUGGAUGUGCCUCUCUCUCAGGCCAGUUGUGCUGAGCCCAGCCAGACCCUCAUCCGCAAGUCGCAGAUGAGGCACGUGGGCAGCCGAGGGGGGCUGUCGGAGAGAAGCCACCCCAGGAGUUUUCAUUUCAGGAGGACUGCCAGUUUCCACGAAACCAAGCAGGCCCGGCCGUUCAGGGAGAGGAGCAUGUCCACGCUGACGCCCCGGCAGGCCCCGGCCUACAGUGCGAGGACGCGGCCCUGGGACCAGGCCGGGAGAUUUAGACCUCAGAGUCGAGGUGCUGCCCUAUUUCCUGAGAGGGACCAUUUCCAAGGAGCAAGUGGAACCAGUGCUCCAUUAAGCUCUCUCCCUAAAUCCUGCACCUUCAGGCAGCCCAUGAGGAAACCAGACCUAGGGUUUCGUCAGGCAGGAUUGGUGGCGGGAGGUGAGAGAGCAGAGCCUCCCAGAGCUCGGAGGGGCCCGUCCCCCAGUCAAAGGAGUGUCUCAAGGAAGCAGCCUUCACCCACUGCUCCCAAAGAUAGCUACCACAGGGUGAGCCCUCUGAGCCCUCCUCAAUGUAGAAAAGACAGGUGUCAGAGCUUCCCGGCUCACCCGGAGUUCGCCUUCUAUGACAACACGUCAUUCGGCCUCACCGAGGCCGAGCAGAGGAUGCUAGACCUCCCCGGAUAUUUUGGGUCAAACGAGGAGGAUGAAACCACAAGUACACUCAGCAUGGAGAAGCUGGUCAUCUAGUCCAAGCUCAGCCUGAGACUUUACACACUGGUGUCCUUUGCCCAGCUCGUGUUAUCAGCUGCUCGUGUUAUUCUGUGGAUUGUUUCGUUUAACUGUACAGUAGGACAGAAUGUAGGCAGGAAGUAACGUGUGUGUGUAUGCAUUGUAAUUCAUAAGAAAGAGGUUAUUUAUCCUGAAUUUUUCCCUUUAUUAUCCUAUUUCUAUUGGUUUAUUACUAAUAACUACAAUAAUAAAAUUUGAACGAGUGAAA
Messenger RNA from Myotis lucifugus (little brown bat), 2888 nucleotides. RefSeq names its product thrombospondin type 1 domain containing 1 (gene THSD1). The record is from RefSeq and is a predicted model, not a curated record. Lineage: Eukaryota; Metazoa; Chordata; Mammalia; Chiroptera; Vespertilionidae. Gene Ontology annotation, cellular component: cell periphery.